AUGGCUUUUACUCCAAGCCCCGAAUUCCAGGCCGCCGCCGACGCCAGCAAGAAGCUGCUCGCAAAGCCCUCCGCCGAUGAGCUCCUCAAGCUCUACUCUCUCUACAAGCAGGUGACCGAUGAAAAGGGAUUCGCGGCUGCAAAGGCGCCCGGUACUUUUGACUUCAAGGGCAAGGCCAAGUACAAUGCCUGGAAGGAGGUCGCGGAGGCUGGCACCUCUCCCGAGGAUGCACAGAAGCAGUACAUCGAACUUGUCGAGGAGUUGAAGACAAAGUACGGAUAUGAUGAGAACAAGGUCCCCGAGACUGUCGGUGACAACUAG
This is a messenger RNA of Aspergillus wentii DTO 134E9, 321 nucleotides long. RefSeq lists its product as uncharacterized. Gene Ontology annotation, biological process: fatty acid metabolic process. The record is from RefSeq and is a predicted model, not a curated record. The coding region runs from base 1 to 321 and encodes 106 amino acids. NCBI's taxonomy places the organism in Eukaryota, Fungi, Ascomycota, Eurotiomycetes, Eurotiales, Aspergillaceae. The transcript is spliced from 3 exons. Gene Ontology annotation, molecular function: long-chain fatty acyl-CoA binding.